GGAAAAUGCUUCUCCCCUGUGUGAGACCUCUGAUGUGUGACAAGUUGUGAUUUUUGUACAAAACAUUUCCUGCACUCAGAGCAGGAAUAAGGCUUCUCACCCGUGUGCAAUCUCUGAUGAUUAUUAAGAUCAGAUUUCAAACGGAAAACUCUCUUUCCGCAUUCAGCACAGGAGAAGCUCUUCUUUGCUGGAAGGCCGGCCCGGUCCCGCACAGUCUGAGGUUCCUCAGGAUACGAGGAAUCCGAUGGUCCAUCUACACUGGGUGGUGCCGGAUGGACAUGGGAGGGAGCCGGGUUUUCUCCUGGACUAUACUGUGUAAUGUCCUCAUCUUCUACUUUCCAGUCUGGAGACAAAGUGAGACAAUCCUCGGAGGUUUUCCUCAUCUCCCGGCCAUGGACUAAAAUACAAAGACAAAGAGGAUUACUAGACAGGAGCUGAUUGGUUCCCUCAAACCAGGACUCCGCCCACAU
This is a messenger RNA of Staurois parvus, 470 nucleotides long. The record is from the annotation of a GenBank genome assembly. Lineage: Eukaryota; Metazoa; Chordata; Amphibia; Anura; Ranidae.